CUGAAUAAAAUAAUACAAUUAGUAAAUUUUUGCCUUUCACAAGUAUGGCAAACAUCUCGCAACUUCAGUUCCGGCCUGAAUAAGUAAUGAUGGGAAUAUAAAUGUCUGCUGUAGGUGUUGACUGGCUUCAAGUAGCAAAGUCCAGCUCAAUGUUUGCUCAAGUAUUUUUUGGCUCUCUGUAUGUGCAGACCUGUGAAAAAAAGUUCCUGGAAAUAUUGUUUUUCAUUCGCAAGGUGGCGUUUUAAUGGCGACCAGUAACGCUUGUAUUGUCGACUUGUAGAGUAAAGGCGCUUGUUUACGAGACUAUUCAAGACUAUCUGACAGAAUAUUUCUUAGAAUUCGUUAAACGUUGCACAUUUUGUUGAGCGCUGAAAUGUUUUAUACAGCAAUAUUUUACAAAUCACCAGCGCGCGCUGCACGGUGACAUUAUCGUUACCGGACGAAGUUGUCUGUCACCGCGCCUCCCAGUAUCUGUAACAGGGAGGUGGCCGUCAACGCCUCGGAUUUGCUUUAUAAAUAUGUCUAAAAACGGCCGAAGGUCCAAAGCUUUACACGCGAAUCACGGGAGCGCGCUGACCGGUUGUGAUCCGAUGAGAGCGGUGCGGGUGCGUGUGCUGUUGAUGUGCCUCUGCGGUGUGGUGUCGCUGGCCAUGAUUCUGGGACUCUACCCGUCAGAGCCCAGCAGCGCCCAUCAGCAUCAUACUGCACAUCUUAUCAGGGACAGGCUUUCCCAUAAGCCAAGAAAGUACACUGUGGCACAAGUGAAGACGUUUUCAGCUCAGGUGGAUGGACAUCGGCUUUGGGAGACUCACCUGCGGCCCUUGCUGAUCGAACGAGUGCCUGGGACUGCAGGCAGUCAGAAGAUAAAGCAGCAUAUCUUGUCUCAGCUGGGUUCCCUUUCUGCUGGAUGGACAGUGGAGGAGGAUUCCUUUGUUUCACCCACCCCGAAGGGUGAUGUCACCUUUACCAAUGUUCUGGCAGUUCUGGAUCCCUCAGCUCCUCGUAGACUGCUCCUAGCAUGCCACCAUGACUCUAAAAUAUUACCCCUAGAUUCUAAAAACCGUGAGCGGGUGUUUGUGGGUGCCAGUGAUUCAGCGGUACCCUGUGCCAUGAUCUUGGAGCUGGCCGCUGCUCUGGACUCACAACUGAAAACCCUCAAACAGCAGAGGUCUUUAGUGACUUUGCAGCUGGUGUUUUUCGAUGGAGAGGAGGCAUUUGAGGAAUGGUCAGAGACAGACUCUCUCUACGGUUCUCGUCACCUGGCCGAACUCAUGGCUCGCACACCCCACCCUCCUGGAUCCACUACAGUGACACUUCUCCAGGCUGUGGAUCUGUUUGUCCUAUUGGAUUUACUUGGUGGCCCAGAGCCAGUGAUUGUCAAUCACUUUGAUAACACAGCUAGAUGGUUUGAACGACUGAUAGAUGCAGAGAAGAGACUCCACAAACAGGGAUUGUUGACAUCUCACCCAACAGAACAAAUUUACUUCAGGAAAACCUUUUUUCCUGCUCCAGUACAGGAUGACCAUAUUCCAUUUUUAAACAGGGGUGUGCCUGUGCUGCAUUUGAUCCCCACACCAUUUCCUCAGUUCUGGCAUACACUGGAUGACACAGAAGAAAGGAUGGACAGGCCCACGGUGGAAAAUCUUACUAGAAUCCUGGCCAUCUUUGUGUCCGAGUACCUGAGCCUCUAAGCUGAGUACCUGAGCCUCUGUAAUAUGGUAGUUGAUAAUAAUAAUUGAGCCAUAGAUCAGAAUGUCCAAAGACACAUAUAACACAAAUUAACAGUGUGUGUUGAUUUUGAGUGUGAACGGCACAUCCUGAAGAUAUACUUUAUCUAUAUAUUGAUUUAUUUUUCUGCUGAGCCAUAAACAGGGCAAAAAUGUAUGUUGUGGCAACUAUGAAUAAUGCCUAAUGAUGAUGGAAUACUUAGAGGAUAUGGUUUUAGUCAGUAAAUUAAAAAUGCCCAUCAUCCAUACAGUAAUAACUUGUUCAUUUGACUUUAAACUUAAAGUGGAACCCAGAGUUAAGUUCCAGUUUAAAGAAUCCUUAUGAAGUUAUGAAUUAAAGUGACUAUUUUAAAUACUGUAUUAUGGCAUAGUAACCUGUUGCAGAAUUCAAAGAAUGAUCGUCAUUGUUCUGGAACACUAAAUGUGUUUGGGAAAGCAGCAGAGGUGCACUAUAAAACAUAGUCAGUACAUAAAGAAAUUGUUUUACACAAAGAAUUGUUUUAAGUGUCAAAUAUCAAAGUAGCAUUUCAUGUGACAUAAGAGGUAGAGAUAGCUAAUAUUUUCACAUUCAUUAGUCAUUCAGCCAUCACCAUUAUGAACUGAAAGACCAAGUGAAGGGUCUGGUACAUUUUUCAUAAUAAACUGGUCUCUUUGUCAUACAGAACACAGUGAGAUUUUUCCUGCAUUAUGUUAGAGCAAGUUAAAUGGAACGGUACAAUACAACAUAUGUAUUUUAAUGUUUUCAAAAAUAAGGAUAUUUGCAAAGAGAAGAUGUCAUUUUAUUUGUUGUAGCAGUUAAUCAAGAGACACAGGGUUCCUACAGUAAUAGGAAACCUGGAAAUUCAUAGAAAUUUCAAAUUAUUUCAAGUGAAGUAAUUGUAGUUGUAUGCUUGGCUUUAACAUGUUUCACCACUUAAAAGCAUUUUGUGAAUGUGAUGUACAACUCCAAUUCCUAGUUGGGACAGUAUGGAAAAUGCCAUUAAAAACCUACUUGUGUCUUCAGUGCCCAAACGCUUGAUAAGUGUUAUGAGAAGAAAUGGUGAUGUAACACAGUGAUAAACACUUGACUGUCCCAAAUUUUUUUGUAGCAUGUUGUAAUCAUCUGAUUUAAUAUAGUGUAUAUUUCAUAGAAAAAUAAUUAAAUGAUGUGUUUGCACUGGGAGAAAUGAAUUUACAAAUCACUACUUUUUGUUUUUAUUAUUAUAUUCAAUACUGUUCCUACUUUUUUGGGAUUGGGGUUGUAUCUAAAAUAUUUUUUUUAAUUCUUAUCCAGUAAACAAUAAGGACUGGAAAAGACAAGUCAUCAAAAUUCUUUGGUCAAAAGGAGUGGGAACCCUGGAGACAACUCAUGGGCAUUUUUUAUUUAAAUUUAAUCUUGAACCCAUUAGGUUCUAUGUACUUGAAAUUAUUCUGUUUGUUAAAUGUUUCCCUGAAACACAGUAUGUCCUGGAAAAGUAACUUUGUUUUUUCUCAGUGUACCAUCAGUGGUAGUAGAGUAGUAAACUUUACUAGUUUAAAAAUAAAACAAAAAAAACAUCCAAUUUCUUCUGGCAUUUGCUGACAAUUUCUGAACUUUCUGAAAAACUUGUAUAUUUCUGAAGGUGCUGUAUCAAUUCCAGCUGUUUGCUCAUUUCCACUAAACUUUGCCAAUUAGACCAUCCGCAUCCCUUCAACCACAUGACCUCCAAAUACAUGUCAGUCAGCUCAAUGCCAGCAAACCUGAAUGUGUGAGAGACUGAGAGUGUUCUUUGAUCGGUUAAAAAAAUGUAGGCUGCUUCCCUAACUUUUUUUUUUUUUUUUGCCGUUCAAUAGAGUCUAGUGCUUUCAUAGAGACAGGUGUGGUUUCUAAGGACACCUAUUUCAACCUUCAGAUAGCAAAAAUGUCCUUUGACAUGCAGUCCAUUUCAUUAAUCCUAGUAGUGUGGUGGUCCCAUGUGGCGGAGAGGAGGCGGGUGGGCAGAGAAUUGUUGGGAACAGGAAAACAGGAGAAAGUUCAUCAUCAGAGCUCAGAAACGCUCCUGUUGAAAUACAGGAAGAGCUUGGAUAUAAAACCUGAUGUUAGGAGAUGCUGAUGAGAGACAGCAAUAGACAAUAUAGGCUAAGUUAUAUAACCUUUUGAGAAUGAUAUGUUAUGUGUUUUGCUCAUAAAUGUACACACUGCUUGCAGAUAAAACCUGAAUUUACACAAAUUAUAAGUUUACAAUCUG
Xyrauchen texanus (razorback sucker) is the source of this 3934-nucleotide messenger RNA. Its product is annotated as glutaminyl-peptide cyclotransferase-like. Gene Ontology annotation, molecular function: glutaminyl-peptide cyclotransferase activity; zinc ion binding. The coding region runs from base 519 to 1691 and encodes 390 amino acids. The record is from RefSeq and is a predicted model, not a curated record. NCBI's taxonomy places the organism in Eukaryota, Metazoa, Chordata, Actinopteri, Cypriniformes, Catostomidae. The transcript is spliced from 7 exons.